UCCAUUUGCCCCCCUCUCUCCCCUUGCUGUCAGUCGCUGGAGGAUUUGUCGGAGUUUUUGUUUUUUCUUUCUUUCUUUUUUUCUUUUCUCCCGAGCGUCUCUGCAUCUGUAAGGAUGUUGUUGUGGCUGCUUUUGUUCCUUCCUGGCAUCGCUUUGGCUCAGCGGUCAGAGCCCAUGUUCUCAGCUAUAACGAAGACCGUCCUUCCUCCGGACUACGAGAACAACCCCACACAGCUCAACUACGGUGUGGCCGUCACUGACGUGGACGGGGAUGGAGACCUGGAGAUUUUUGUAGCUGGCUACAACGGUCCAAACCUUGUGCUGAAGUACGACCAGCACCAAAAGAGACUCGUGAACAUCGCCGUCGACAACCGCAGCUCCCCGUUCUACGCCCUGAGAGACCGUCAAGGCAACGCCAUCGGGGUGACGGCGUGUGACAUCGACGGAGACGGACGGGAGGAAAUUUAUGUCCUGAACACCAAUAACGCCUUUUCUGGUCGGGCGACGUACUCCGACAAGCUGUUCAAGUUUCGCAAUGGACGCUUCGAAGAUCUGCUGAGCGAUGAUAUUAACGAACACAGAGAUGUGGCCAACCCGAUGGCUGGGCGCUCAGUGGCCUGUGUGGACAGAAAGGGCACAGGGCGCUACGCUAUCUACAUCGCCAACUAUGCCAGUGGGAACGUGGGCCCUCAUGCUCUCAUCGAAAUGGACGAGGCGGCGAGUGACCUUUCCCAGGGCGUCGUGGCCCUCUCCAACGUGGCGGAACAGGCAGGAGUCAACAAGUUCAUCGGAGGGAGAGGCGUCGUCGUGGGGCCCAUUGUCAGUCAGAGUCUAUCUGAUGUGUUUUGCGACAAUGAAUACGGACCCAACUUCCUGUUCAGGAACAAUGGAGAUGGAACCUUCACUGAUGUGGCGCAGCAGGCCGGUGUGGAAGACCCCAUGCAGCACGGCAGAGGGGUGGCGCUGGCUGACUUCAACCGUGACGGCAAGACCGAUAUCGUGUACGGGAACUGGAACGGACCUCAUCGCUUGUACAUGCAGCUGAACAAUCGCAAACAAAGAUUCAAGGACAUCGCAUCCCAGAAGUUUUCCAUGCCUUCCCCGGUCCGAACCGUUAUCGCCGCGGACUUCGACAACGACAACGAGCUGGAGGUGUUCUUCAAUAACAUCGCCUACAGAGGCCCCUCCGCCAACAGACUGUUCAGGGUGAGCAGACGGGAACAUGCGGACCCCCAGAUUGAAGAGCUGAAUGUUGGAGAAGCAUCAGAGCCUGAAGGACGAGGAACCGGAGCUGUAGCCACAGACUUCGAUGGCGACGGGCGUCUGGAGCUGCUGGUGUCUCACGGCGAAAGCGCAGCACAGCCACUCUCCAUUUACAAAGUCAACCAGGGAACGUCGAACUCGUGGCUGCGAGUGAUUCCUCGCACCAAGUUUGGCGCCUUCGCCAGAGGUGCUAAGGUGGUGGUGUACACGAAAAAGAGCGGGCCGCACACACGGAUCAUCGACGGCGGUUCGGGGUAUCUGUGUGAGAUGGAGCCUGUGGCCCACUUUGGUCUGGGUAAGGAUGUGGCCACCAAUGUGGAGGUUUACUGGCCGGACGGGCGCUCCGUGGCCCGGCCUCUGGAGCCUGCCGAGAUCAACUCUGUGCUGGAGAUCCACUAUCCGCGAGACGAAGAGGAAAUCACCCCGACUGUGGAAAUAGAGUGCGGCCAUGGCUUUGCUUUGAAUGAGAAUGGCCGGUGCACAGAUAAAGAUGAGUGUACCCAGUUCCCCUCUGUGUGCCCCUCUGACCGCCCUGUCUGCACCAACACUUACGGAAGCUACAAAUGCCGUGCCAAGCGGAGAUGCAACCAGGGCUUUGAGCCCAACGAUGACGGGUCGGCGUGCGUGGCCCAGGUGGCUUACUUUGGGGGAACACGGUCUUCUGGGGAGCGCAAGUGGUCCGGCCUUUGGUUGUGGCCACUUCCUGUCUCUGUGCUACCGCUAAUCUCCACCCACCUGCAGACGGGAGAGCUGUAGCUUUCACUGCUCUUUCCCCGCCUCACUCGUGAACAUGUACAGAAACUCUCCGAGAAAACUUUUCUCCAAACUAUCUGCCCAACUCUCUUCUCCGUGGAUCUCUGCUACCUUUUUUCCUCCUCCGUUAGCCGACACGCUGUCUUUCCCCCCCCCCCUGUCAUCGCUGCUCUGCUUCACCCCUUGGCUCCCGGCCCCCCCCACCCCGUCGGACUAUCGAGGAACAUACAGGGUGCAUGCUUGCUGGGAGCAGAACUGUGUCACGCCCGCAGAGCCCUCAUGUCAUCACCUGGCACUUAUCUUAGUGGGACCUGAACCGAGGCCAAGUCAAUAAGUGGAGCUGCGGCGCAUAAACCACUGCACGCACAGCAGAUCUACAUUCAUUAAAAGCACACCGAGGCCUCAUCAGUAUCCCUACAACGCCGCUACACUAAUCCUGACAGUGACACCCUGUCAUUUAUUACGGGCCUACUGGGAUGCUGAGGAACACCAGGUCGCCGAGCUUUAGCUUUCGUGUGUGCAUAUAUGUGUGUGUGUGUGUGUGUGUGGGUGUGUGCCGGGUCCAAAGAGGCAGACUGGUAGAGAAACAUAUGCCAGACCAUCUGCCUCCGACGGUAGGUUACAUUUUGUUAUCUAUUAAUAAUACAGCAGAAGAGAGAAGAAGACAAACACACGUGCAUGAGUGUGUGAGCACAAGAUGAGACUGGAGAGGAGCUGAUUCUUUUUUUUAACGUAGAAAAUACAGGCAACAG
Messenger RNA from Salarias fasciatus (jewelled blenny), 2768 nucleotides. RefSeq names its product cartilage acidic protein 1b (gene crtac1b). The record is from RefSeq and is a predicted model, not a curated record. The transcript has 15 exons. Lineage: Eukaryota; Metazoa; Chordata; Actinopteri; Blenniiformes; Blenniidae. Gene Ontology annotation, molecular function: calcium ion binding. Bases 115 to 2019 code for a protein of 634 amino acids. Gene Ontology annotation, biological process: axonal fasciculation.